Cuculus canorus (common cuckoo) is the source of this 2738-nucleotide messenger RNA. RefSeq names its product armadillo repeat containing 6 (gene ARMC6). Bases 192 to 1595 code for a protein of 467 amino acids. NCBI's taxonomy places the organism in Eukaryota, Metazoa, Chordata, Aves, Cuculiformes, Cuculidae. Gene Ontology annotation, molecular function: protein binding. The record is from RefSeq and is a predicted model, not a curated record. The transcript is spliced from 8 exons. Gene Ontology annotation, biological process: hematopoietic progenitor cell differentiation.
CGGGAGUGACUUUUUACACUGGCGCAUGCGCACUAGGAGGGCAGGGCCGGAUCUGGCGCUGUACGGUGGCCGAGGAAGGUCCGACCUCCUCGCGCGCAGCUCUUUGUCAGGCGGGAGGAGCCCGGCGGGGAGCGGCGUGGCGGGCGGCCUGGCACGGAGGACGAAGACACAGCUUAUCCCGUUUAAGUAAAAUGGGGUCAAAACAGAUUGCGCAGGAAACGUUUGAUGAAGCAGUGCAAGAAAACAUUACAGAAUUUGAAAUGGAUCCUGAAGAGGCGGUGAGAGAAGCUGUGCAGCAAUUUGAGUCCCAAGGUGUUGACCUCAGCAAUAUCGUAAAAGCGGUGCGGCAGCCUGCCUCGGAGAACGGCCAGAAGCAAAAGCAUGCAAUUUUGCUGACUUUAGAUUCCCUUGGGAGAGCUGUUGCUGAUGCUGAUCUUGCUGAGAUGGCUGAGCAGCUGGUGGUCUUCACUGAUCAGUGCAAAGAACAGCUGGCUUUCCGCUACCUGGCUGGGCAGAACGGCGCCUAUUCUGUGAUAUUCUCUGCCUGCCAGUUGGCUUCGGGAGACAGAGAUUUAAUGCUGAAAGCCUUUCAUACGCUGUCCGCUGUAUUGGACGGGCAGCCAGACCUCCUUGACUCUGCUGGCCAGGAUCUACUGCUACAAACUCUGAGAGAAUAUGGAGACGAUGCGGAGAUGACGCUGGCUGGGAUCCGCUGCAUUCGGCACGCCUGUCUGAAACACGAGCAGAAUCGACAGGACUUUGUGAAAGGCGGGGUUCUCCCGCUUCUGACUGGAGCGAUAAUCCAGCACGGAGACAGCGCCGAUGUCGUCCGAACAGCCUCCUCGGCACUCAGGAUCAUGACGUUUGAUGAUGACAUACGUGUGCCCUUUGGCCAUGCUCAUGAUCACGCCAAAAUGAUUGUGUUGGAAAACGAUGGGCUAAGAGUCCUCAUUGAAGCUGCAAAAGCAUUCACAGAUAACUCCAGUGUUCUCAGUGAACUCUGUGCCACCCUUUCUCGCCUCUCUGUCAGGAACGAAUUCUGUCAAGAAAUUGUGGACCUUGGUGGCUUAAACUUUAUGGUGGCUCUCCUGGCGGAUUGCAUCGACCAUCCGGAUGUGGUGAAGCAAGUGCUGAGCGCCAUCCGAGCGGUUGCAGGUAAUGACGACGUGAAAGAUGCCAUCGUUGAUGCUGGGGCAACGGACCUCAUUGUGCUCGCUAUCAGCCAUCACCUUGCCAACCCCCAGAUCUGCGAGCAAGGUUGUGCAGCCUUGUGCAUGUUGGCUUUGCGCAAGCCUGAGAACUGUAGUGUCAUCAUGGAAGGUGGAGGGGCGUUGGCAGCUCUUCAGGCUAUGAAAGCACACCCACGGGAAGUGGCCGUACAGAAACAGGCUUGCAUGCUGAUCCGCAACUUGGUCUCCCGGAGCCGGGACUUUUCUCAGCCCAUCUUAGAGAUGGGAGCUGAGAACCUGAUAACAGAAGCUCGUGCGACACACAAGGACUGCGAUGAUGUGGCCAAAGCUGCACUGAGGGAUCUGGGCUGCAAAGUGGAGCUCCGGGAGCUGUGGACAGGUCAGAGGGGAAGCCUCGCUCAGUGAAUCCUCACCCCACUGGGCAGCAGAGCUUCGAAACAUCGAUGUACAGGAAUUCUGAGGGGGGAAGCAAAGUGGCAUGGGUUCAUUUGCAGUUACGUUGAACUGGAAUAUCUGAAGCUAAUGCCUGGCUUGUGAGGCUGCAGUGAACUUUUUAUUGGGAGCUACAGGUGAAAUGGCUUUAUGCAUUCGCAGGCUGCAAAUCAGCUCCAUGUAGUAAUCAUUCCCGAAUCAUCUAAUGCCUGAAGAUGAUCUGCUCCCCCCCGUUAUGUGUUAUUCAUGUACAGAACAGCGUCGCCCCCACGUGCUCUGUUCUGUGCAGUGAGAGCAGAAGUGGAUCUUCCCUGGUAGGAGUUUGAUAUGGAUUGUGACUGCUGGUUCCGAUUUGCUCCUCUGCUCUCUGCCGGUGGAGGCUGACAGCCUGAUCCGGUAUUGGGAUGGGCAAGGAGGAAUCGUGUCAUUUGUGAAUGUGUCCUGUCUUGUUGUACUGUUCUAACUGUUAUUUUAUUGCUUACCAUGUUCUGUGUUGCUUCUUUCUUUUGGAUUUUCAACCAACAUAAUAUUUCAAGCAAAAUAAGGAUUUUGGAUAGUAUAGCCCAAAGCGACGUACUCUAUGAUGUUGCCAUCUGCAUCCAGGAGGAAACUUCACGUUCUCUUUCAGUGACAUGAGCAAAUCGGGGAGAGGUAGCGAGGAUGGGAGUUUCAAAGCUGGGACAAACUGGUAGUGCUGCAACACAGCAGGAAUCCAGCACGGGGGAGGCCAGGCUUUGGUUCUGUCUUAGCAGAGUGGCACUUCCCUGAAUCUGAGAGUGCUGAUUGUAAUGAAGAGGCCGUUUUGCUCAUGGACUGAAGGCAGUUGAGGACUUAGGGGCAAAACACGAGGGGUGAAGCAGCUAGAAAGGUGCUGAAGUCUUGGCUAAAGGCUUCUGUGUGCCCUCAGCCAAAUGGUUCCUGAUCUUUGCUGAGCUGUAUUGUUCCCAGCCCUUCUCUAGGCACUGAACUUUCAUCCUGCGCUGCUACUGAUGCUGUACUUGAGUGGAUGUUUUCUAAAGUGAUAGUCUCUGUGCAAAUGCUGACCCUAUAAAACAUAAAAGUGUACAAGGGUGGUUGGGUCUUCAUGGAGCCUUUCUGAGAUGGGAAAACAAAGGU